AUGGCGGACGUAUGGAUAUCUCGCAAGAGGUGGACGUGCAAGUACUGCGAUGUCACCAUCAACGACGACCUACCAUCGAGGCGGCAUCACGAAUCGGGAGGCAGACACAAGCAGAACGUGCGGCAGGCGCUAGAGGAGCUCUACCGCAAAGGCGAGCAAGAGCGGAAGGAUGCAGAAGACACAAAGAAGGAGAUGGCGCGAAUUGAAGUGCUCGCUGCCGAAAGUUAUGCCAAGGAUCAAGCUGGCGGAGUCGCUCCUGUUUCUUCCCUUCCGGCGUCGUCAGUCGCGUCCUCGUCCUCGAAGGCGACGCCCCCAGCGAGGCCGCACACCGGCCAGGCAGCCUCCGCUCGCGUCGCUCCAAGGAGAGCUCCCGAGCCAGCGAAAGAACCAACGCAGCCCGUCGCUCAACCAGGCGAGUGGGAGCAAGUGGUGCAACCGGCUCCGUCUGCGCCCACUUCGUACGCAACAGAGACUACGGAUCGGGACCGAGCGAGAUCUUUCCGCAUCAAGGAGAAAGCUGCUCGUAUAGAUGACAGUGAUGACGAUGCGGAGGCGAAUACCAUCAAGAUCAAGAAGAGGCCACGCGAUGUGUCCAAUACUGAAUCAGGACCAUCAAAGGUGCAGACGGCAGCCAAGAAGGAGGAGCCGGCUGAUUCGGUCGACCCUGUCAAGGCAGAGGAGAGCGCCUCAUCAGCGUUGCCAGCGGAUACAAGUUCUACGACGACGACGAUCUCCACCGUCAAGAAAGAAGAGACAGGUGAGAUGCCGGCAUCGCUAAAGGAGGAAGGAGACAACGGCGGGGGCGGUGGACUGUUCAAAAAGCGUAGAGCCGGCGCGGGUGCUGGAGCAAAGAGGGUCAGAGCCGUCAUCUAG
Molecule: messenger RNA, 873 nt
Organism: Kalmanozyma brasiliensis GHG001
Lineage: Eukaryota; Fungi; Basidiomycota; Ustilaginomycetes; Ustilaginales
Product: Zinc finger, U1-C type
Exons: 1
Coding region: 1-873 (290 amino acids)
Biological process (GO): mRNA splicing, via spliceosome
Cellular component (GO): precatalytic spliceosome; nucleus
Molecular function (GO): RNA binding; zinc ion binding
Source: RefSeq, a predicted model, not a curated record